Penicillium nucicola is the source of this 4830-nucleotide messenger RNA. Its product is annotated as DNA-binding E3 ubiquitin-protein ligase SNT2. The transcript has 2 exons. Gene Ontology annotation, cellular component: Lid2 complex. Gene Ontology annotation, molecular function: ubiquitin-protein transferase activity; chromatin binding. The record is from RefSeq and is a predicted model, not a curated record. Bases 1 to 4830 code for a protein of 1609 amino acids. Lineage: Eukaryota; Fungi; Ascomycota; Eurotiomycetes; Eurotiales; Aspergillaceae. Gene Ontology annotation, biological process: histone catabolic process.
AUGACCACCCCCAACUCUCCGGAGGCUGUGGCCGAUUCGGCCAACGGCUCCGCCACCGCGUAUGGCACGCGAUCGAGAGGUCGUAAUGCGCCGCGGCCUAAUUAUGCCGAAGACCGUGACCUAGAUGUGGACAUGGAUGCCUCUGCAGCCAAGGGACUGAAGCGCAACAGUCUUGCACUCACCAACAUUGUCAACGGGUCCAACCCUGAGGAGAAGACCUCGCCGGCGCGCAAGAGUCUAACCAAUGGCAACGGUGCAAAUGGAUCGGCAAAAGAUGCCAUCCCGGGCACUUCAUCAUUCUCCGCCAGACCGGACGAUGUGAAUGGCUCGAAUCUGCGCAAACGCAAACAACCCGCCAGCACCCCAAAUUCAAGCUCGGCCGCCAAGAAGAUUUUCACUUCGCCCCCCGACUCGGAAGGGGAGUAUUUCACCAAUAUGAUGAGUUUUGAAAACUCCGGUCCCUAUCUCAAGGAUGGUCAAUUAAUAGCGGAUGAUGGCACUACCUUCGGUCUUAAUGACCAUGUCUAUUUAAUUUGUGAACCACCGGGUGAACCAUAUUAUUUGGCUCGAAUCAUGGAGUUCCUGCCAUCCAAAACCAAGCCAGAUGGGUUUAUCGAAGCGUUGAGAGUCAACUGGUAUUAUCGUCCACGCGACAUCCAACGCCAUUCCCCGGACUCGCGCUUUAUUUUUGCAUCAAUGCACUCCGACACCUGUCCGCUAUCAUCCUUGCGAGGAAAGUGUGAGAUUCGCCAUGUGUCGGAAAUCGAUGACAUCAAUUCCUAUAAGAAGGCUCGCAACAGUUUCUGGUACGACAAGAUGUUUGAUCGGUAUAUCCAUCGAAUGUAUGAUGUGAUUCCGACAAAAGAUAUUAUUAAUGUUCCCGGAAAUGUCAAAAAGGUUCUCGAUGAGCGGUGGAAAUUCAUCCUCGUGGAGAUUGGAAAAGGGAAGGAAUUGACAGGUGCCGUCAAGACGUGCAAGCGAUGCCGGUUAUACGCCGCAAAUUCGGAAUCUGUCGAUUGUGCAGUGUGCCACUCCACCUAUCACAUGCAUUGUGUACGACCCGCAUUGACCAAGAAGCCCGCUCGAGGUUUUGCGUGGGCCUGUGCUGCCUGCAGCCGCGCCCAGGAACGCAAGCUCGAGGCACGCAAUACGCCUUUGAUGGGGGGAGCUCGACCGGACGGCGAAGAUGUAGUCAUGGAGGAGGAAGAGGAGGAGGAUCAUCACCAUGCGAACGGCAUUGCGCAUGGUCACUCCGACGGCACCCCCACAGCCGAGGAAGGUCCUAUGCCUCAGCCUGCAACCGUGGAGCAAAUUGCACAGGCAAAGAUGUGGCCUUACCGCUAUCUGGGCAUUCACUGCCGCGUCGAAGAUGCUCUUGACUAUGAUGAUCGGAUCUACCCUCGCGCAAGCUCACGUUUAGGAACAAGGCACCAGGCGAUGGUCGCAGCUUGGCCAGGCCGCGCAAUUGAAUACGUUAAGCCCCUGGACCUGAAGAAGAAAGCCAAGGCUGCUGGUACGAAAAAGGACGGGAAGUCUGCUGCUCAAGCUGCCCUGGAAGCUGCCAAGCACGAGAGAGCCAACCGACCUAAAUGGAUACAAGACGAACCCACAGGCUAUAUUCACCGCGGAAUGGAUGAGCCUGUUACGAUUAAUGAAAAGACUGGAAAGCAAGCACGUACCGCGGAGCCCUUGUUCAAGAUGCCGACUUCCGAGCAAAUUCCCGCCCGAGGCGAAGACGAUGCCCCUGGAUCGCAUUUGAGUACCGAGGAACGCGAGAAAUUCAUCGACGACUACAUGCGUCAGGCCAAGGAACUUGCUCCUGGUAUUGGUGUCGAGAAGUACAACACCAAUUUUCUCGACAAGGCCCUUUCAAUUCUCUACGCAGAGAGUUUCAAUAUACAAGCCGCUCUUGUUAAACUGAAGAAGACCAACAAAUACAAGGAUCUCAAGGAGCCUCAUCUUCGACCGGAGGAACUCAAGCUAUUCGAACAGGGUGUCGCUAAGUAUGGAUCAGAAUGGCGCAACAUCAUGAAGCACGUCAAGACCGUUCCUAUUUAUCAGAUUGUUCGGUUCUACUACAUGUGGAAGAAGACCCCUCGCGGUCGGCAGAUCUGGGGCAGCUAUGAAGGACGACGCGGAAAGAAGGAGGUCCGACGUCAUAGUGUCACUUCAUCUAAGCUGGUGGACGACGUAGCUGAUGAUCAUGACGAUUCCGCCUUCGACUCGGAAAAAGCUGUCGUCCAGAAGCGUGGAUUCCAUUGCAAGUUCUGCUCCACUCGCAGCUCGCGACAAUGGCGUCGUGCGCCCUUGGUUCCCCCCGGUACUACCAUUCUCGCUGAGCCUUCCAACAAGAAGGACAAGGGCCCCCUACUUACUGUCUCACUCUGUUUACGUUGUGCUUUGCUAUGGCGCAAGUACGGUAUUCAAUAUGAAGAUGUUGAUGAGGUUGCCAAGCGAAUUGCUAAUAGCGGCAACAAGUCAUGGCGACGCCGUAUUGACGAGGAACUGCUGGCUCAGUUGAUCGUCGCCACUGAAACCCCAUUCACCAUCAACAGUAUAACAGCAACCACCGCGAACCAGAUGGGCAUCCCGCUCGACUCGAAUCCUCGAUUGCUGCAGGAAGGCAAGCUUGAUCUGACCAAGAAAAAGGCUCGCCCGGAAAAGGAAAGCACCGCGACCUCAGCUAGAACGUCAGUUGAACCCAUGCCGAAGAAGAAGACGGUCCCCGAGAAGCCGGUGGAAGCUCCACCGAUUGUCCCAGAUCCACCCAAGGCCAAGACGCUACCAUGUGCGAUCUGCAACCAAGUUGAGCCAUCCGGCGAGGAACAUCUUUCAUGUCGCGAUUGUCGUCUAACAGUCCACUGCAAUUGCUAUGGUGUGCGAGACUCGCGCGCUAGCAACAAAUGGCUCUGUGAUAUGUGCUCUAACGACCGCAGUCCAUCGAUUUCUACGAACUACGAAUGCGUUCUUUGCCCCGUAUCAUGGACAGAGCACGAACUCAUGGAGACACCCAAGAACAACGCCCGGAAGAAGACCGAACGUGACAAGGAGAAGGAGCGCAUAGAGAAAGAGAUGGUCAACGAGGCUAUCAAGCUCUACCGCCAGCGACAGGAGGCUGUUGGAAAACCCGUCGGCCCUCGGGAACCUUUGAAGCGCACCGCAGGAAACAACUGGGCCCAUGUGCUUUGCACUUUGUGGACCCCAGAGCUGAAGUAUGGUGAUGCAGAGGAACUGGAACCAGCCGAAGGAUUCGGAUCUAUCCCCAAAGACCGUUGGCGCGAGACAUGCAAGAUCUGCAAGUCUAGCAAGGGUGCAUGUGUUCCUUGUAGCUUUGCUGGCUGCAAUGGUCACUUCCACGUGGGCUGUGCUUUCCAGGCAAAAUACCGGUUCGGCUUUGAUGUCACUCCCGUCAAGUCUUCUCGUCGCGACAGCAUGCGAGCUAUCCGUCUAGGUGACGAAAUUGGCUCGGUAACGCCUGUUGUAUACUGCCCUAACCACAGCGUGUCAGGCACUUUGCAUGGACUCGGCGAGCAGACUAGCACUGACCAGCUCAAUGCGCUCCAGCUGUUCGCUCAGACAUACAAGCAGGCUGACCUUACUCUCACUGGUACCAUUCGCAAGGCAGAUUAUAUGCAUCAGUCUGUUCCAGCACCACAGCACCAUGCUCAUGCCCACACUCAUGCUGGAAACAGACGAGCUUCAACAUGCAUUGCGCCGGCCCCUAAAGAUACCCCCAAGGAUGUUAUAAAGGCUCAACCGGCUAGCGAGGAUGCGCCUGAGGAUCCAAUGGAAAUUGACGCAGACAACCACGUUGCUCCGCGACCAACUGCUGAAGUUGAGACCAACCGAAAGUGCUUCCGCUGUUCGACCGGCUUUAGUCCCAAGUGGUGGACAAUCCCAAGACGCUCUGACUAUAGGCCGCCUAUGUCCAAUGGAACGGGACAUCACCACCCACCACAGCCCUUUGCUGCCAACGGAGACCAUGGAGAACCGACAUACGAAUGCCACAAGUGUCACUUGAAAAACCCGGCACCGCCCCCUCCGCCUGCACCCGAGCCUUCGCCGGUUCCUCGUCCCUCGCCUUAUUCGGAGCAACGUCAACCCAUGCCACCAAUUCCCCGCAUGCCUGGCCAUGCGUUUGUACCGCACCCACAUCCACACCAGCAUCCACAUCCACCUCCCCCAAGUGGUGUGCUUGGGCGGCCAAUGCCAACUCACCCGCACAAUGGCAUCCCCGUAUCCCCCUACACCGGGCCAUACGAGCGACCCCCACCUGACAAUGGCCUUCGUAAUGGCAUGUCUUCGUCUCCCUAUCCUGUGGCGCCUCCACCUCCCCACCACAUGAACAAUUUCCCCCCGCCACCCCAUGCCCCAGGACCUCCACCACCACACUAUGCCAGCGCUGGACCGGGUCCCCCACCACCUCCUUACGCAGCACACCAGAGCCCAUAUGGACCAGUACCGGCACGCUCGCCACAUCUCUCGCAGCCGCCACCUCGUUCGUACGCGGCCUCUGCGUCUCCACCGAUCGUGCAGGCAACAACAGUCAACCGCUCACCGCAGACCUCGCUCAGCGCGUUGAACGGUGGCCCUCCACCUCGCAUGUACUCUGUCGACCGCGGCCUAGGAGCCCCAUCGCAUUCACCGCCAGUGACUCAAGCCCGUCUCAAUCCCCGCGGCCCUACCUCUACCCCUCCCACUCGACCCGAGGACACCCCACCCUCUCUCAUGGCGGGACCACCCAGCGCCGGCCGACCUACCGGUGUGAACGGCACCAGCGCAGGAACCGGAGCCAGCGCCAGCCCCUCGCUGAAGAACCUCCUCUCAUAA